This is a messenger RNA of Nerophis lumbriciformis (worm pipefish), 1705 nucleotides long. The record is from RefSeq and is a predicted model, not a curated record. NCBI's taxonomy places the organism in Eukaryota, Metazoa, Chordata, Actinopteri, Syngnathiformes, Syngnathidae.
CGGAACCGAUCGGGUCAUGAAGGACGGCCGCAGAAGUAAUGUUUGGACGUUGUCUUUAAGUCUGCGUUCAUCUUUACUGUUAUUGUAAUUCGUCUGCCAUAAGAUAAACUAUACUUAAUUAUUCCUCACGUUAAGAUCAACUCGACUCGUCGAAGUGAACUUCUGAGGCUUCUCCGGCUAGUUUAGCUUGCUAGCUGCUAACAAAGAACCGCGGGAGUUUUAUCAACACGUCGCUCAUCAGAUAACACGUAAAGUGUUGCGAUUGUGUCAAAAUGUGUAAAGUACACAUGCUAAGGUUGUUGGUGAACCAGCGACUAACUGCGGCCGUUGAGGAAAUAUUUGUAGUGUUGGAAAGGACGAUAGCGGAGUACGAGGAGGAACUUUCUCGAACAAAAGAGGAGAACGAGCGACAACGUCAACUACUGGACGCAGUCUUCAAGAAACCCCAAGUGAGAGAUGUCUGUGAAGAACAUCUCCCUGAGCAGCAGGAGUGGACCUCCAAGAUGGAAGAGGAGGAGCCACAGCCUUCCUACAAUACAGAGGAAGAAGUGGAGGAACAGGUCAUCGGUCAGGAGGUUGAGCUUGUUGAAUGGUUUGAGGAGUUCCCGUUAACUGUUGUCAUUGUGAAGAGUGAAGAUAAUGAGGUCAAUAGUGAAAGUGAGGAGAAGAGAGAGGUGGAGCCUCCAAGCAGCAGCUCAACAGAAGCUGAUGGAGACCAUUGUGGAGGAUCACAAGCAGACAAGCUCUUAGCUCCACUGUCAAAUAAUGACAACACAACAACACACUCUUCUGACAUCCAUGAGGAAGACUCUAUAGCUGAUACGACAUGUCACACUGACAACACACACUUGAAAUGCUCUCACUGUGACAAAACCUUUAAACACAUGUGUAGUCUGAAAGUACACAUGAGAAUACACUCCGACGACAAACAUUUUCCCUGUUCGAUCUGUGAUAAAAGUUUCAUACAAAACAGUGACUUGAAACUACACAUGAGGGUGCACACGGGAGAAAAACCCUACAUGUGCUCAGUUUGCGGUAAAAGAUUCUCCCUGAAGCAACAUUUGGUAAGGCACACGCGAAUACACACGGGCGAGAGACCGUAUUUUUGUCCGAGCUGCAACAAAAGCUUUUGCGACAAAUCGACAGUUGUCGUGCACAUGAGAAGACACACGGGUGAGAAAGCGUACAGUUGCAGCGUGUGUGAUAAAAGAUUCUCUUAUAGGUACCAGUGGAAGAAACACAAGUGUGUAGCAGCAAAUUAAGCUGCAGGAUUUUAAAUUAACUGCCACAACUUUGACUUUCUAACAACAUCACCACAAAUAACAUGUGUGAGAUCAGUUUUGUGUGUGUAACACAGUCAUGUUGUUAUGCUUUUACCAUUUAUAGAUUAGAUGUUUGUGGAAGUCGAUCUCUACCCGUUCCACAGGAGCCAGGCGUGCCCUUUUAACAGAGUUUUAUUGGCCAUGCAUAUUCAAGCACAAUCUUUCUAGAAGCUUUUCUCUCCAGUCUCUCCCAACGCUUCCUCCUCCGCUGGCCGCUCACUGUUAAAGACAGCAGAUGAUUAGAUUAACACGUACAACCUGUGAAAUCUAAUCACCUGCCAGCUGUGUUUCGUCGUCCCGCAAUUCGACACCAUUGACAGAGGCAGUGACCUUUGCUCCUGAUCGCACUUUCCCUCCACAAUGUUUUACAUUAGUGUUUUUAU